Molecule: messenger RNA, 816 nt
Organism: Striga hermonthica
Lineage: Eukaryota; Viridiplantae; Streptophyta; Magnoliopsida; Lamiales; Orobanchaceae
Source: the annotation of a GenBank genome assembly
AUGGACGGAAUGUACGGAAUUAACGGCGGCGGCGGUGGUGGUGUGGUGAUGACAAGAGACCCAAAGCCACGGCUGAGAUGGACGGCCGAUUUGCACCAUCGUUUCGUUGACGCCGUCACUAAGCUUGGUGGCCCUGAUAAGGCGACGCCUAAAUCGGUUCUAAGGGUAAUGGGGUUGAAGGGCUUGACAUUGUAUCACUUGAAGAGUCAUUUACAGAAGUAUAGAUUAGGACAGCAACAAGCCAAAAAACACAACACUUUUGAACAUAACAAAGACAACUGUGAAAGUUCUUAUGGGCAUCGGAGUAUGCAUAUGGCGAGCACGAGCGUGAAUUCAUCGAGCAUCAAGAGUGAACAAGGGGAAAUUCCAAUUGCAGAGGCACUUAGGAGUCAAAUUGAGGUGCAGAAAAGACUACAAGAACAACUUGAGGUUCAAAAGAAACUGCAAAUGAGAAUAGAAGCUCAAGGGAAGUACUUGCAAGCAAUACUCGAAAAAGCUCAACAAAGCCUUUCCUCCGAUGGCGCGAACCACCACUCCCAAAGUCUCGAGUCGACAAAAGCUCAGCUAACCGACUUCAACUUGGCCCUCUCGAGUUUCAUGCAAAACGUAAAUACGGACGAACGGAAUGCAAAUAUCGUGGACUAUGGGAAUUUGCACGAGUCGGAUUAUGUUAGUGAGGCACACGAAAGUAAAGACAUCAAGCUUAUUAAGCUCGAGGGGCCUUCGCUCGAUUUUGAAUUGAAUACCCGAAGAAGCUACGAUUUCAUCGGCAUCAACGGGUCGGUGUUUGAAGCUAAACCGCUCGGAAAUAGAUAA